AUGGAUUUGUGGUGGGAGAUGAAGGGCUUUUGUGAUGGUUGCAAUUCGUGGCUGGGAGUGACCGGCGGUGCAAGGCGAAUGGAUUUGGUGGUGGAGAGCAAUUCCGUUCCUUUGCUGUUGUUUCGACUGCAUUUUUUCUUCGUGUCUUUUACCAAGAUCAGUCGUAUAGCUUUCCAUGCAUUCCUCUGUAACGACAUCAACGGUUUUAAAGGAGCCUCCAAUCCCUUCACUGUAUGGCUAAUUUGCACUUGUUGUUGUCUUGGAAUGGCAAAGAUGAUGUUGUUGUUGUAUCGUGUUGUUGGUUGCUGCAUGGUCGCGUAUUGCUCAUGGAGGAAUGGUUGUUUUCGGCGUUGGGUCCGUGUCUUGCGGUGGCUCUUGGUGUCGAGGGUGUUUUUGGUGUGUGGCUCCGUCAUGGGCACCGAAGGAUGGUUGGCGGUGAGCGUGUCGGAUCCGUGGAAGUGUGGUGGCGGAUUUGAAGCGAGGUUAUUCGUGGGUGGCGCUGCUCAGAGAAAGGAAUUUAGUUCAGACCCGACCUCCACCGAAGGUUCCUGA
Messenger RNA from Vicia faba (fava bean), 552 nucleotides. Lineage: Eukaryota; Viridiplantae; Streptophyta; Magnoliopsida; Fabales; Fabaceae. The record is from the annotation of a GenBank genome assembly.